Arachis duranensis is the source of this 1519-nucleotide messenger RNA. RefSeq lists its product as uncharacterized. The coding region runs from base 276 to 1181 and encodes 301 amino acids. The record is from RefSeq and is a predicted model, not a curated record. Lineage: Eukaryota; Viridiplantae; Streptophyta; Magnoliopsida; Fabales; Fabaceae. The transcript has 2 exons.
AUUCCACGCAGACAACACGCAAAGCAAAGAAAAGAGAAGAAAGGCGAACCGUCAGAGUUGUUGGAUGAUUCCACGCUUUAGACACCGACUAAUCAGCAAACUUGGAUUAUAUUUUUCUUCUGAUUAGCGAACAUGAAAAAUCUUCCUUUCUUACGCGUAAGGGCCAUUGGAACCAACACCAUUCACUGAAAUCUUAUAAAUACCUCAACGCCCUCUUUAUACAAACCAUUUUCGAGUUAUUCCAAGCAUUCGUCUAAGGUACAUAAAUUAAAGGUAUGGAAGAUUCCGUCGAAGUAAGUCUAAAUGAAGCAAAAGAAGAGAAGAAUAUGAUUGAAUUGGACGUGAAGAAUGAAUCAAAGGAAGAAGAGAAAGAAAAGGAUUUAGAAGAUAAAUGUGGGGAAGGCGAGGAGAAGAAGAAAAAGAAGGAGAAGGAUAAAAAGAAAAAGAAAAAGGAUGAUGAAAAUGGUGCAGAUGAUGAUGGUGAUGAGGAGAAAAAGGAGAAGAAGAAAAAGGAAAAGAAGGACAAGGUAAAAGAUGAUGAAGGUGAGGAUGAUAAUGAGAAGAAAAAGGAAAAGAAGGACAAGGAUAAGAAAAAGGAAAAGAAAAAGGACCAUGGCAAUGAAGAAGCAGAUAAUGAUGAUAAAAAGAAGAAAAAGGACAAGAAGGAGAAAGAGAAGGAUAAGAAGAAAGAAAAGAAGGAAGAUAAUGAAGAAGAAGAAGUGGAUAAUGAUAAAAAGAAGAAAAAAGACAAGGAGAAAGAGAAGGAUAAGAAGAAAGAAAAGAAGGAAGAUGAUGAAGAAGAAGUGGAUAAUGAUGAUGAAGAGAAUAAGAAAAAGAAGAAAAAAGAUAAGAAGGAGAAAGAGAAGAAGGAUAAGGAGGUCAAAGUUGAAGUUGCUUCAAAGGAGAUUGAUAUAACAGAGAAUGAGAAGGAAUGCAAGGAAGAGAAGGGUGAUGGGAAGGGUGAUGAGAAAGAUGCUAAAGAGAAGAAGAAGAAGAAAGAGGACAAGGAGAAGAAGAAAAAGGAAAAAACCAAUGAUCUAAGCACCUUGAAGCAGAAGCUUGAAAAAGUUAAUGGCAAAAUACAAGCACUCCUUGAAAAGAAGGCAGAUAUAGAAAGGCAGAUAAAAGAAUCUGAAGCUGAGGGCAAUGUUAUCACCCAGAAAGACAAGGAUGUGGUAUAAUGGUAAAUUUCAACCUUUGUUUGUAAUCCUGUAUGUACAUAUAUGUUGUCGAUUCACACUUCAGAAAUUACUGAAUGAGAUGUGUAUCUAAGUUAAAUGAGGUUCACAUCCUAUUCAAUAAUUGUAUAAUGUAAUACUAUAUGUGCAUAUAUGUUGUCGACUCAUACUCCAUUCACUAUUAAACGAGAUAUGUAUCUAAUUCAAAUGAGAUUCACAUCCUAUUCAAUAGUGGAUGAAAUGCGAGUUGAUACAGUUUUUUCACACAUAAGAUCAUUUACACAUAAUGCUUUUUCCAUAAUGUAAUAAAAUUGUCUUAUGAAUUGACUGAAAAUUUGUCA